Molecule: messenger RNA, 373 nt
Organism: Staurois parvus
Lineage: Eukaryota; Metazoa; Chordata; Amphibia; Anura; Ranidae
Source: the annotation of a GenBank genome assembly
GGUGAUCAGUGGGAGGAACAGUGCCCCAUUGUUUAUGUCAGUGGGAUUAUUAGUUCCCCUUUUCUAGUAUCAGUGGGAAGAACAAUGCCCAGCCACUGGUGUCAAUGGGAGGGACAGUGCACCAUCGCUGGUGUCAGUGGGGGGAACAGUGCCCCGUCACUGGUGUCAGUGAGAGGAACAGUGCACCAUCACUGUUGUCAGUGGAAGGAACAGUGCCCUGUCAUUGGGAUCAGUGGGGGGGAAUAGUGCCCCAUCAUUGGGGUCAGUGGGAGGAAUAGUGCCCCGUCGUUGGGGUCAUUGGGAGGAACAGUGCCCCAUGUUGGUGUCAGUGGGAGGAAUAGUGCCCCGUCAUUGGUGUCAGAUGGAGGAAUAG